This is a messenger RNA of Struthio camelus australis, 4069 nucleotides long. NCBI's taxonomy places the organism in Eukaryota, Metazoa, Chordata, Aves, Struthioniformes, Struthionidae. The record is from RefSeq and is a predicted model, not a curated record.
AUGAAAUUUGUCCUCUGUUCAAAAUCUGCAAAAAACCGCCAACAAGCCUCCUCUCCCGUUCAGUUAUCGUUACUAGUGUUGGCUAAGUUAAACCUAGGUACUAAAAAUCUCUUUGAGUUCCCAAUACAGCUGAAAUUUUGUUGGUACUUUUUAAAGGGGACGCCGCAAAAGGAUGUUAUAAUAAAACCUGAUGCCCCAAGCACACUGCUUUUGGAGAAACAUGCAGACUACAUAGCUUCUUACGGAACAAAGAAAGACGAUUAUGAGUACUGUAUGUCAGAGUAUUUGAGGAUGAGUGGUGUUUACUGGGGGCUGACGGUAAUGGAUCUCAUGGGACAGCUGCACCGAAUGAACAAAGAAGAAAUUCUGGCAUUCAUCAAAUCGUGUCAACAUGAAUGUGGUGGUAUAAGUGCCAGCACAGGUCAUGAUCCUCAUCUUCUGUAUACCCUCAGUGCUGUGCAGAUUCUUAUCUUGUAUGAUAGUCUCCAUGUUGUUGAUGUUAAUAAAAUUGUUGAAUAUAUACAGAGCUUGCAAAAAGAAGAUGGAUCAUUUGCUGGAGACAAAUGGGGAGAAAUAGAUACGAGGUUCUCCUUCUGUGCUGCCGCAACUCUUGCACUUCUGGGAAAACUGGACGCUGUUGAUGUGGGGAAAGCAGUAGAAUUUGUUUUGUCCUGUAUGAACUUUGACGGAGGAUUUGGUUGUAGGCCAGGUUCUGAAUCACAUGCAGGACAGAUCUAUUGUUGCACAGGAUUUCUGGCUAUAACAGACCAGUUGCAUCAAAUAAACGUUGACUUGCUGGGCUGGUGGCUUUGUGAACGACAGUUGCCUUCUGGAGGUCUCAACGGACGACCCGAGAAGUUACCUGAUGUAUGUUAUUCAUGGUGGGUGCUAGCAUCUCUGAAAAUGAUUGGUAGAUUACAUUGGAUUGACAGAGAGAAACUGCGCUGUUUUAUUUUGGCUUGCCAGGAUGAGGAGACUGGAGGAUUUGCUGACAGACCAGGAGAUAUGGUGGAUCCAUUUCACACCUUAUUUGGAAUUGCUGGACUCUCUUUAUUAGGAGAAGAACAAAUUAAGGCCGUCAAUCCUGUCUUUUGUAUGCCAGAAGAUGUCCUUCAAAGAAUAAAUGUACAGCCCGAGCUUGUGAGCUAAGCCUUGCAGAGACAAAAGAUUGAUGUGCCCGUUCACUUUGGUUUUACUGAUUGGAAGCCAUCCCUGAAACUGUUAGCAUAUUUUUCUUUUGGAUAUGUUUACAUUACUGUGGUAAAGCAACUGCUUUACUGUGGGCUUUGUCACUUUGUAAAUUGUGGCAGAACAGGCUUAUUCUAAUAAUCUGAGUGUAACAUGUUCUUAGGUUGUAUAUAAAAGAUUUCUGUAUCUAAAUAUAUGGGCCGUUGGAAUUUUUUUGAAUAUUUAAGUAAGUCACAGUGAUAGUAUGAGUGUCUUAGUUUCUGUAUUCCUGUGAUAUCGACCGUAGUAGCAGCUGUCUUAAUACAAGCAUGUUUUGAUGGUGGAUCCCACUAAGCACUUUAAAAGAAAAUGAAAAAAUCCUACUUAAGCCACUGCAUUUAAUGUCACACACUUGUGUAUUUAAUUCUUUCUGUUCAUGUUUGCCAUCACUUUUAUAUACUAAGAUGCGAGUUUUUUCUGCUGAUAGUAGCUGAUACCGGUGAAAACAAAAGUUACAAAUAUGUUCUUAUUUAUUGAUGGAGUCCCUCUAGAUGAAAUUUCACUGAUACUUGAAAUAGAACAUGUCUUGAAUAUAUAUCGUGAAACUUGCUGACACUAUGCAUUCUGGAGAUCUUUCUCUGUAGGACAAUGAUUUACUGCUGAAUACAGUGUUGAUCCUAAAUUUGUUGCUGGGUUGAAAACCUGCUGCCAUAGCAUUGAAGGAAAUAAUUGCCAGCGUUUCAUUAUGAUAUAACUGAGAAUAAAACUAGCUAUGGAAAGUACUUGUUUUCUGAAGGAUGAAGUCCUCUUCCUAUCCUUUGGAGCCGUAGAAGUGCCUCUUAUUUUACAUCCCACACGUUCUGGCAGAGGACUAAAUGGUGUUCCGGUUGAAAUACGCAGUGGAAGGUAGCUGCAGAGAAGCCUUUAAUAAUCUCUAUAUUUAUGCUUAAAGAAGGUCUGUAGCUGUUUCAAAAAGAGCUUUAAAAGCAGACUGGUUAUUUUUACUCAACCUAUUCAUGCUAGUGGAGGAAAGGAUAGAACUGGAUAAUGUAACUUUUUGGUGGACUCGUAGCAAGUUUCAAAGAGAGCACCUAUUUGAAUACUCAAACAUCUCUAACAAAUUUGUUAAGCCUUAAUUUCUCUAAAGGCUUUCUAAUGGAGUCAGAAAACUACUGUUAACUGUCCAGGUGCCUGAUGAGUUGUUUGGUCAAGGCCUGGCAGAAUUAAUUCCUUUUUCCAAGGCUUCAAAAAAGUUAUAGUAGGCUUUGUGUUGAGUGGGAGAGAAAGAGAGCGCUGCUCAAGCUCUCUUUAUCCAUGAAGCUAAACAGGAGCUUCAGUGUUUUUUCUCAUUUCACGUUACCUUGCCAAGUGCCACGUUUUUUUGUCAAAGGAAUCACUGUUCAGUACUUAGGAAUUCGCCAUCUUUUUCUUUAUUGUAUAGGCAUAGCAAAAUUCUCUUGAGAAUUUCUAGUCUAGGAUAGAUGAAGAUAUCCUCGGAAUUAAUACGUGGGUGAUAUUGCAUGGCAGCAUAGAAUACUGUAGGUUAAAAUCCUAUUAAUAUUACUGGAGUUUUCUCUCAAGGCGAUUUGGUCAACUACUUUUCCUAAGUCAGCUGUGAUUUUUAAGAUUUGUUUAUAAAUCACUGGUUAAAAGAGUGAAUGGGUAUGCAAACUAGUAACUUCACAAUAUUUUUUCAUUGUUAACAUCAUUUUUUCUAAAAAAAAACAACUGUAGAAAGUAAGAUGGCGUCAUCAUAAUUUGUCUUAGACAAAUGAAAUCAUAAUCUUUAUUAAAUAUCUCUGGAAAAAUUGUUGCCCAUCAUGCAGAUAUUAAAGGAUUAGGUUCAUUUUGGUGCGGAAUGUAUUGCUAUCGUCUACCUCUAUUUUGUUAAAUGUGUUUCUUGAUAAGAUUCUUAGUGUACGUACUUAGCAGCAUUGCAGCGAUUAAUCUGUUGUUCUAGGUCUUCAGUUAAAGGUCCUUUAUUAAAAGUUUUCACAAACUUAUGUUUCUAUAACUUUUAUUUUUACAUGCCAAUCUUUAUACAGAAAGCUCAUGACAUUAUUUUAGUACAUGGGUUUUAAGCACUAUAUUGUAGUACCCAAUUCCAGUGAUAAAUUUUGCAAAAUGAUGUGUGAGAAUUUGCAAAAGAAAAGUGAAUAAUUCAAGGGCAUAAAAUUGAUGUGUAUGUAGAUACUUUUAUUUAAAUCUGGGGGGGGGGAGGCAUUUCAGUUACGUUCCAAGAACGUGGUCAGGUCUGGGGGUUUGUGCUUUGUUCCAAAGAUGUACCUUGCGAUUACGUUCGGGCAGCCUGGUUGGGCAAAGGCAGUCUUACAAUUCAUGACAUAUGAGAAGGGGGGAAAGCAGCAUUCCUUUUGUUUCUGCGUUUCUUGCCAUACGCUCGCUUUCCUGUCUGAGAAAAGGAAGUUACAAUGUCAGCUUCGGUAGUCUGAAUGCAGAUGGAAACUUUAAUGAAGGACUUGAAUUUCAAGACAGUGGCACCAAACGAAAGCAGCACCCGCUCUCCUCCAUCAUUUGCUCUGCAGCAAAACUGAAGAAUUUGAGAUGUUUGAAGUCUUUCACGUUAUGUCUGACUGAUGGUCCUCAGUUCUGAGGACGCGUCCCUGUUCUGAACUGGGAGCUCUGGGGCAAUGCUGUUGGCUGGUCGGCUGAGGAGCCGCCGCAGGCUGCGGUCGCUCUGGGAUUUGUUGUGAAGCUGGAAAUCCAUCAAACUGCAACUGUCCACACGCUUCCAUCCCAGGAAAGGCAGUCUGGCGUGACCUUUAAUGCAGAGGUUAAGUUCAGGAGACAAAUGUUGGGUAGUUGAGGUGUUUUAUUGCUUAAUUGAGACCCUAAGUUGUAUUAAUAUAUGCUAAUAAAACUUACAGUAUGCUCUAAAUAUUAA